Staurois parvus is the source of this 275-nucleotide messenger RNA. The record is from the annotation of a GenBank genome assembly. Lineage: Eukaryota; Metazoa; Chordata; Amphibia; Anura; Ranidae.
CAGGGGCAGACUGACCAUUUGGAAACUCGGGCACUGCCCGAGGGCCUGGGGUCAGUAGGGGGCCCCAUGAGAUGCCCCUGGUACCUUUUUCAUAGGCUUUUUUCAGUUUGGGGGCAAGGACACAGGGGCCCCAUGAUCCACUAUUGCCUGGGUGCCCCAUGAGUUGUCAGUCCGCCCCUGGUUGUCUCACCAUUAAAGUACUUUGUAAAUAUAAGAAGCUGUCUGGAUAUUUAACACUACAGCAUUUGGUGAACACUGAAAGGAGCAAUAUGCCU